AUGGCGCACCGCAAGAAGGUCCUGCUCAAGGUCAUCAUCCUCGGCGACAGCGGGGUCGGGAAGACGUCGCUCAUGAACCAGUACGUGAACCAGAAGUUUAGCACGCAGUACAAGGCGACGAUCGGCGCCGACUUCCUCACGAAGGAGAUCAUGCUUGACGAGAAGCUCGUGACGAUGCAGAUCUGGGACACGGCCGGGCAGGAACGCUUCCAGAGCCUUGGCGUCGCCUUCUACCGCGGCGCCGACGCCUGCGUUCUUGUCUACGACAUUACAAACCCGACGUCCUUUGACAAGCUCGACAGCUGGCGCGACGAGUUCCUUGCCCAGGCGGGCCGCGCGAUCCGGAGAACUUUCCGUUCAUUGUUCUCGGCAACAAAGUCGACCAGGAAGCUGACCGAAGGGUACGCUAUCGGCUGUCAAGGCACGGUGGUGACGCAAAAGAUUGAGCAGUGGUGCAAGGCCAAGAACGCGCAGCACCCGAUCGCAUUCUUUGAGACGAGUGCCAAGGAAGCCACCGGCGUCGAAGAAGCUUUCCACACGAUCGCCAAGACAGCGUUGCAAAAGGGCCAGGACGAUGACAUUUUUGUCCCGGCGGCCACGAUCGAUCUCAGUGGCGCGACGCCGGCGGCCAGCAAGGGCGGCUGCUGCUAA
Molecule: messenger RNA, 651 nt
Organism: Saprolegnia parasitica CBS 223.65
Lineage: Eukaryota; Oomycota; Saprolegniomycetes; Saprolegniales; Saprolegniaceae
Exons: 4
Coding region: 1-651 (216 amino acids)
Molecular function (GO): GTPase activity; GTP binding
Source: RefSeq, a predicted model, not a curated record